AUGCUUCGUGCCGCUACUACCUCGCUCGCUGCCGCCCGCGCUGUGACGCAUACGCAGACUGCCGCCAUUUCUGUGGCCUCUUCGGUCUUUCUUGUGACCGGUGGCGGCUCGGGCCUCGGCGGAGCAACAGCCGAGGCCAUUGUGGCUGGCGGCGGCAAGGUCGGCAUCAUCGACAUCGACGGCGAGAAGGCCGAGGCUAUGGCGGAGAAGCUCGGUGCCGAGUCGGCCGUCGCCUUCCAGGCGGACGUCACCUCGGUCGACCAGAUCAAGGCUGCCGUCGACGGGACGGUGGCCAAGUUUGGCAAGCUCAACGGCGCGGUCAACGCGGCUGGCAUUGCCAACGCGACCCGGCUGCUGAAGACCGACCUGGACACCAUCCGCAAGGUCUACGACGUCAACGUUGUCGGCACCAUCAACACCAUCCAGCAGGCGACACUCGCCAUGAACGAGAUGGAGCCCGAUGCCGAGUCGGGUGAGCGCGGCGCGUUUGUCAACACCGCCUCGGUCGCCGCCUUUGACGGCCAGAUCGGCCAGGUCGCGUACUCGGCCUCCAAGGGUGCCAUCCAUGCCCUCUCCAUCGUCCUCGCCCGUGAGCUGACCGGCUACGGCAUCCGCUGCAACACCAUCGCCCCGGGCAUCUUCGACACCCCGCUCCUCGCCUCGCUCCCGGAAAAGGCCCGCCAGUCGCUCGCCAACCAGGUGCCGUUCCCCAAGCGGCUCGGUGACCCCGCCGAGUUUGGCAAGGCCGCCGUCGCCAUCAUCGAGAAUGGCUACCUCAACGGCGAGACCAUCCGUGUCGACGGCGCCCUCCGCAUGGCCGCCAACUAA
Molecule: messenger RNA, 828 nt
Organism: Thecamonas trahens ATCC 50062
Lineage: Eukaryota; Apusomonadida; Apusomonadidae
Product: short-chain dehydrogenase/reductase SDR
Exons: 1
Coding region: 1-828 (275 amino acids)
Molecular function (GO): oxidoreductase activity
Source: RefSeq, a predicted model, not a curated record